GUGAUCGUACUAGUGACGUAAGGCUCCUGAUUCGACACACACAGCUGGAUCUCGCCGCCCCCCUUUCCUAACAAUGGCCCUUUUGUUAUAUUGCACAGAGAAUCCAGCCACCGGAUCCUGAAGCGGCAUACCGUUUAAUAGACGUCAUUGCGGAUAAUGUCUAGACAGCACGCGCAAAAACGAUGCCUGUUGUGGGACUACACCAACACACGCGACCGCCCAAAGGCAAUCGACCAGCUCUUCCCGCCCACCUCGACCGCUUCUCCGUUCAGGUCGGUCCACAACUGGAACGCCUGGUACCCGCCGGAGCUUAAGGGCCGCCUGCCCUUCCGGCCAAUGAUUCGCACGCGGGCGCAGCUUGACACUGAGGAGUGGGACUGGAUCCGCGACUCGGACGCCGCGGUCGUGCACUACCUCAACGAGCCGGAACGGCAGGGCAUCUCGCCGCAGGACGCCGCGACGUGGUGGCGAGCGAAGGUCGUGCCGGAGCUGCGGGACGCAAAGGGGAAGAAGCUCGUCGGGCCGGCCUGUGCGAGCGACGAGGCCGGCGGGCGGUGGCUCGCGGAGUUUAUGAGCAUUGUCUGCAGCGGCGGCAGCGGCUGUGAGGGGCCGGACUUUCUGGGGGCUCAUUAUUACGGCGGCGAUGUCGGGCAUGCCAAGCAGUACAUCGAGUCCCUGUGGGAGAGGUACCAACUCCCGUUGAACGUUUCCGAGAUUGCGUCUACCAGCCGCGACAAGGCGGAGGUCGUGAGGUUCACGGAAGAGAUGAGCAGUUGGAUGGAUGAGCAGGUGUGGGUUGACGAGUACGGAUGGUUCGGGUGCAUGGCGCACUGCGCGGACGACUUUGUCAGUCCGGCCGCGCAGCUGAUGGAUGAGGAGGGGAAGUUUACGCCGCUCAUGAGGCAGUUGAUGGGACAGAGGCAGACUUGCGAGAGGGGAAGGGAGUAGUGGCACUGCUCAAGAAUCGGCCAACGACGGUUCAGGGAACAUGACAGAACAUGGUUCCGAGACGUUGCGACAUAGGGGCUGCUUCCAUGCCUCUGUCGUAUCUUGCUCUCAACUACAGUACUGCUCUUCGGUCACUCUAUUUCCUUUGUCUCCUGAUCGACGGCAUUUCAAGUCACGUUUCCGAAUUCCAGAAGGCCGAUGUUAAGUAUGAUCAAGUGGCAUCAACAAGCACGAGAACAAGGGGUUUUUUUCAUCAUUUUUUAUUUUAUUUUAAUUUUUUUAGACUUGUACGUGAAAGACUGUCUAACCACCCGAAGACUU
Messenger RNA from Colletotrichum destructivum, 1269 nucleotides. RefSeq names its product Putative glycoside hydrolase superfamily, asl1-like, glycosyl hydrolase catalytic. The transcript has a single exon. The coding region runs from base 157 to 948 and encodes 263 amino acids. NCBI's taxonomy places the organism in Eukaryota, Fungi, Ascomycota, Sordariomycetes, Glomerellales, Glomerellaceae. Gene Ontology annotation, cellular component: fungal-type cell wall. The record is from RefSeq and is a predicted model, not a curated record. Gene Ontology annotation, biological process: fungal-type cell wall polysaccharide metabolic process.